This is a messenger RNA of Knipowitschia caucasica, 2865 nucleotides long. The record is from the annotation of a GenBank genome assembly. NCBI's taxonomy places the organism in Eukaryota, Metazoa, Chordata, Actinopteri, Gobiiformes, Gobiidae.
AUGUUUCCCAUGGACGGUGCACGGCUACAGGUGAAGAAAGAGGCUGACGAGUGUUCUAUUGAGAUGCCAGCUUGCUCAGAGGUGCGGCCAGAGAACCUUAUGUCCAAUUACCCGGACUUUUCCGAUUCCCGGCGCUGGGAUACAGCAGCGGGAGCACGCGAGCCGAGUCUAGAUGUGAACAAAGAUGGCGGCGCGCGUCCGCUCAUUGCAACAGGCUCAAUGACUCUGAAAUUCUCGGGCAGUGGGAAUCUGGAGGCGUAUCUGGCCCAGUUUGAACUAUUGGCUGCGGCAGCGGGCUGGUCGGGCCAGAUGAAGGCAGUGCAAUUGACUUUAUCCCUGACUGAAGAGGCGGCUGCCUGUUUGUUGCUUCUGUCUCCAGAUGAGAGACAGGACUAUGCUAUGCUGGUGGGAGCUCUGCAGAGGCGUUUCGGAGUGCUCAAUUUAAAAGACUCCCUGCGCUGUGAGUUCAAGAACCGAGUGAGGCGGCCGGGUGAGUCCCUUCGCUCUCUGGCGCAUGAGAUUGAGAGCCUGGGCAGACGUGCAUAUUCAACUUUGCCAAGUGUGAUCCAGAGUGAGCUUGUGCAUGACCAGUUUGUGCAUGCCCUGACCCCAGUUGAACUGCGGUUACACGUUCAGCUUAUCCAUCCGGUGUCGCUGAGCCAGGCGCUGGAGUUAGCUCUGGAGAGAGAGACUGCAUUUGGUGCCUCAAAGUGUACUGAACUCAUGGUCACUGCUGCAACUAAGGUGGAGCCAGAGUAUAAACCCGCUUGGGCGGAGGAGCUGAUCCAUGCUGUGAAGAACCUCGCUGUGAGGCCGAGAGGUGCAGACACGCAGUCCCCAUCGAACCUUCCACCCUCCUGCUGGGGGUGUGGCAAGCCCUGCCACACUCUCCGUCGCUGCCCGGAGGCAAAAGGUCCACCACCUGCGCCUGUAACUCCCCUGCAUGACUCGUGCCCUACUCGUCCCCUGUCGUGUGAACCUCAAGACAGAGCUGAAGCUGUCAGUUUAAUCUGGGAGAAGAGCUGUGGGGGCUUGGAUGAGCAGCAGAAAGCAGAACUGUGGCAGGUCCUGUGGGAAUUUAAUGACUUGUUCGCACUAAAUGAUAAUGAGGUGGGGCUCACACAUCUAGUUGAGCACCACAUUGAAACAGGGGAUGCACAGCCUAUCAAGGAGUGCCUGGUGUAUCUGGAUGAUGUCCUGGUCCAUGGAAAGUCUUUCCGAGCGGCCCUAGACUCUCUGCGGUUGGUGCUUGGUAGGAUUGCGACAGCCGGAUUAAAGCUUCACCCGGAUAAGUGCCACUUCAUGCGGAGGGAGGUGGAGUUUCUGGGCCACAAAGUCGAUGAGGGCCAGGUGGCGCGCUGGCUGGAGGAGCUGCAGUCGUUUCACUUCGAGAUUGUGCAUCGCCCUGGAACACAACAUGCUAAUGCUGACGCCCUGUCUCGGCGUCCGUGUGCAUCAACCGGGUGUGGCUACUGUGACCGGAGAGAUGCCAGAGAGGAGGAACUGCGAGGGGAGGCUGCCGUGGCUGAGCCCGCUUGCUGCUCUGUAGAGGUAGAGGGUAGUCCUGAUUGGGCCUCUGAACAAGAAAAGGACAGUGACUUGCGCCUAGUGCGCCAGUGGGUAAUUAGGGGUGAGAGACCCUCCUGGGAGGGUGUUAUGGGGCUUUCAGUGGCUACUAAGGGCCUAUGGAGUAAGUUCAAAACACUUCGCGUUUUGGAGGGAGUACUACAGCGGGGAUGGAAGGAACCAGCGACUGGGGAGGAGAGGUGGCAAAUUGUGGUGCCCAAGGCCCUGAGAGAUGGUGUGCUGGGGGCAUGUCAUGGGGGGGCUGGCUCGGGUCAUUUUGGGACAACUAAGACACUGUAUCGCUUGCGUCAGGAAUAUUAUUGGGGCCAGCACCGUCGUGAUGUCGAGGACUUUUGUCGUCGGUGUGAUGAGUGUGCUGCCUACAAGGGGCCUCAGGACCAGUCCCAUGCCCCCCUGCAGCAACAAGCAGUUGGUGCGCCCAUGGAGAGGGUAGCUGUAGACAUUAUGGGCCCUUUCCCAGUCUCAGAUCAGGGAAAUAAAUAUGUGAUGUGUGCAAUGGACUAUUUCACAAAGUGGCCCGAGGCCUAUGCCCUGCCAGACCAGGAAGCAGAGACAGUGGCAGAUACACUGCUGGAGGGCAUGUUCAGCCGUUUUGGUACCCCAGACAUCAUUCAUAGUGACCAGGGCAGAAAUUUUGAGUCACGUGUCUUUGCAGCCCUCUGUGACAGGCUGAACUUGCAGAAAACCCGUACCACACCAUUGCAUCCACAGAGCGACGGCUUAGUGGAGCGUUUCAACCGCACUAUGCAGCAGCAAUUGGCAAUCCUCACUGCAGCUCACCAGCGUGACUGGGAUAAACACAUUCCCCUUGUUCUGAUGGCCUAUCGAUCUGCUGUCCAGAACUCCACUAACUGUACCCCGGCUCUGUUGAUGCUGGGCAGAGAGAUACGGACUCCGGCAGCUUUGGCUUAUGGACGUCCCCCAGGGGAUCUGGAGGACGUGCCGGGACCAGAGUAUGCCAGAAAACUACAAGAUAGAAUGGAGUCGGCUCAUGCUUUUGCUCGAGACCAGUUGGAAAAAGCUGGUAUGAGACAGAAAAGGAACUAUGAUGUGAGAAGUAAAGGUAAAGACUUCAGUACUGGGGACUUAGUUUGGGUUUACACUCCGAAAAGAAAGAAAGGACGCUGCCCUAAACUAGAUAGCCACUGGGAUGGUCCUUGUCGUGUGUUAGAGCAGGUGGGGGAGGUGGUCUACAGAGUACAGGUUCCCCCUCGAGGCAGGAAGGUAGUUCUUCACCGGGACAGGCUCGCACCAUACAGGUGUCAGACAGUACCUUGA